CAUCGUACUUGAGUCCACCUACUUGAGAGCAUUUAAUAGGCCAUCGUAGCGAGUCUAAAUUCGGGCCAGAUGCUACAUUCAGACAGAUAUAGCGGAGGAAACAACAGUGUCGUUCCUGCAACCUGGAUGAUAUACAUAUAGGCCAACCUGUGCGCUACAUUACGCAUUGUGUUUACGCAUAGUACGCUACGCAUCGUACAGUACGCAUCACACAAAACAAACCUUACAGUGAAGUCCUUAUUAUGCAGUUUAUAUAGGAAUCUCUCAGGAAUGUGUAUUUAUUUGUGCUACUAUGUCUAGAGUAUAAACAGAUGAUAUAUCGUGUGAUAUAUUUGGCCUUUAACUUACCAGGCAAACGUGAUGAUAAUAUAAGAGCAAAAUAGUAGCUACCAACUUAGCACGAGUAAGUUGAAGUUGGCCGAUUUUGGAGAACAACAGUGAUGUCAUCAAUACUGCGUCGUAAAGUUUCAGAAGGCUCGAUGUCUCAGCCGAAGCGCAGGGUGAGGUUUAGCGUUGGGUCCGCUGGGACAAGCGACACGGAUACGGACGAAUCGCCGUGUUCUAGUCCCCUUAUUUCCAGGGAUAAGAUUAUAAGUGAUUUUUACAGUAGGCAACUUAUGCUCGAGACGGAACAGUACAUCAAUGGGAUAUCUUUGUUAUGUUGUCUGGAUAAAUGGGCCCUGUCAGACAGCGAUAACGCAACUAGUCUAAAAGCAUUGGUUGUGGCUGGCUGGUACUAUAUCCUAGGAAGUAAACUCUUGUUGAACAAGUUUCAAAUCACUGAAAAUUACAACGAUAACACAACUUCAACAAGUGUCUCCUCUGAUGACAAUUCCUCCCCACCCGGGACGCCAUGUUAUGAGGAAAACAACAAUAGCGAAGAUGAAUCGGAUACUUCGUCACUAGGCUAUGCUUCAUUAUUCUUAUCACAAAAUGCAACGUCGUCAAUAUAUAACUUUCUACCCGCCCAGGCGGCGGGGACUGUGCUCAAUUUUGCCUCCAUGAAAUGCUUGUUUCAAUUGGACGAUCAACAGAUCGAGUCACCACGCAGCCUCGACCAGGUAGCAAUGGAUGAAUUAGAACAAUACGAUGAAACGCUCGGUCGAAUAGGAGAAUAUAUCGAUACGGACAAAUGGACGAAUUCGAACCUUGCAAAAUGUAUGUGUCUAAAACAGAGUGAGAUUUGCAAAGAGUGUGAAUCCAAUAUGGCAGAACUGUGGUGUCAUCUUGAGUGUGUCUGCGAUAAGGUUGAAGAAGAUGAUGAUUUAUCAGAUAUGUUGGAAAGACUUUAUGAUCCCCAUGACCCUGACACAGGCGAUAUUGACCCAGAUGAUGAAACUAAAUACAAACAAAAGAUGGCUAUUUUGUUUGAGUCAAACCAUGAAGCUCUUCAUUUUGCGCAAACGUUGUUGGGGAUCAUAAAUCGCGUAGUUUGCGUAGGCACUGGUACGUCACGUGACUUAAUUGACCUAUGGCAGUUUAACGCAGCCAUUGAUUGCACUAAUCUCAUUGUUACAACGCUACAAAGCGCUCUUAUUGCUCAACUUGAUUCCUCAACAGGUGACAUUUUAAGUUUUCAGGGAAAUGAAUCUGGUUAUAUGUCGAGUGUAUUUCCAGAGGAUACUGCAUCACGGCGGAAAAGCACAGCGACAAAACCUGAAUUUGCAGACGACAAUGACGACAUACAUAACGAUCACGAAAAUAAUCAAAAAGAACACAUCAGAGAACACGCAAAUGCACUUUUGUUUCUUGGUUUUAUUGACAGGGUGCAAAGAACGGCUGAUAAAAAUAAUCUCCCAGUAUCCCGGGGCCUGACAGAGCUUCAAGACGCCGAGUCUGGGCUUUUAGAGGCUAGCAUCGAGGACGUGGACUAUCGUUACAGUAGCCUUAUACUUGCGACAUUCUAUACGAUGUGCUGUGACGUCAUCAAUGAGGGAGCAACGCUACUAGAGGAGGAUUCUGAUGAUGAAGAAAAUGAAAUAGCAAAAGAGUCAUCAAGUGGCAAUGUGGAAGAUUUACUUCAAAAUAACACCGAUCACAAUGGUGUCAAAGGUACCUUAUGCUGUUCAUCGAGCAGUGACGAUCACUGUUGCGAUAGAGACAAAGAAACGUUAGCUAUAUACGUGGAAGCGAUAGUUAGCAGCAUGAAGGAACACUUGACCCCAGUGUUGAAUCUUGUGAUUCUCUCAAUCAUGAACAAAGUAAAGAAGAUCACAAAGCUUGAGCAUGUGGACGACUACUCCUCAAUGCUAGAAGAGAUAGCAACAACAGCCUUGGAAAACGUCCAAAAACAACCGGAUACGCUUGAUGAUGACGAGGAAGCAGCGAUCGUUCAAGCGUCCGCCGUUAUACAAACAAACGAGGCGAAAUAUAAACAAUUCGUUGACCACAGCUCAUUGGGACUAGACCAUAAUGCAUCGGGACAUCCGUUAUUAUCAGACGACAUAGAACAAUAUGGAGUGGUAAAAAUUGUCCACCAUCUUCAUGUAAAGUUCCACGAAUGGCUACCAAUGAUCAUAGAAGCUGAAAGAAAGAGGGCGUUAGUGCAUGAGGCUGUUUUAUCCAACUGCGACAUGGAUUCAAAAGCAAACGCAGGCGAUUAUAUGAAAAGUAUUUUUGACAAAUACGAAAACCUUGAACUCUGCCUUGCUAGCUUCCAAGAACAGGUAGAUGAAAAUAUACUUCUACGAGGACUGUUCUUUAUUUUUGAUACAUGCUUUAACAAGAAUUUAAAUGACAGAAGCAGUGACACGGAUGGAGAUGUUUUUCCAAGACAAGCCUCGGAUUUGAGUUUGUAAAAGUCAAAAAGAUUUUGCUCAUACGAAUGUCUAAUCAAAAUAUAGGUCAUGAACUGGAGUUUGAGAUAUGUUGAUGUAAAAUGCGAUAGGGUUAAAUUUGUCAACGCCAUAAUUAAUACGCUUAUCUAUUAAUUAAUGGUCAAAUAAUUUUAUGCAUAUAUGUUAUGAACUCAACUUAUCUGUUCAAUAAAUACAUUUUAAUGAGGCUAAAACAUAUCUUACGAUUGGACAUUGACGUCAAGAGUAGAACUUGAUAGGGAUGUUAGAUUACGUUUAUUGGAGAACGUGUUCGUGGACGUGUAGAAUUAUGGUCC
Owenia fusiformis is the source of this 3112-nucleotide messenger RNA. Lineage: Eukaryota; Metazoa; Annelida; Polychaeta; Sabellida; Oweniidae. The record is from the annotation of a GenBank genome assembly.